Fusarium sp. VM40 is the source of this 258-nucleotide messenger RNA. The record is from the annotation of a GenBank genome assembly. NCBI's taxonomy places the organism in Eukaryota, Fungi, Ascomycota, Sordariomycetes, Hypocreales, Nectriaceae.
AUGGCCGCCCUCGCUAGACCCGCCCUCGCUAAGCCCGCUGCCUACCCCAAGGCCCUCCCCUUUGUCGUGGCCGUCGGAAGUUUCGCCCUCAUCGGUAGCUACGUCGCCUCUCAGCUGUCCGUCACAUCAGCAAAGUUCGACCGCUCUUUUGCAAAGUACAACACUCCCCAGAGCGAGGCCAACCGAGCAAAGACCUUUGACGGUGCUAUCGAAAACCCCAGGACAAGUCUCUUCAACAUCCUCGGUCGACGACAGUAG